Messenger RNA from Harmonia axyridis, 3193 nucleotides. RefSeq names its product protein FAM91A1. Gene Ontology annotation, molecular function: protein binding. The transcript is spliced from 15 exons. Bases 118 to 2871 code for a protein of 917 amino acids. The record is from RefSeq and is a predicted model, not a curated record. NCBI's taxonomy places the organism in Eukaryota, Metazoa, Arthropoda, Insecta, Coleoptera, Coccinellidae.
UAUCUGUGUUCUGUGCCACCUGUCAUCACGAAUGUCGUGUUGCUAUCAGCCCUAGAAAUGAAUGGUUUUUCUACUUUUGAAUUUUUCAUAUGAAUUUUAAAAUUUUCAGAAUCAAACAUGAAUGCCGAAAUAGAGGAUAAUAUUAGGAACAAAAUAACCUGGAAUCAAUUACCGACACAUAUCAAACAAAUACUGGGAAAUUCGUCCAGGGAAUACGAUAAAUAUAUCGCGAAUUUUAGUGUAAGAAAUCAACUGAGAUAUAGAGGGAAUUUAGUGCGCCAUGUGUGGAAAAACGAGAAAAGAUAUUAUGAACGAAUUGUAGCAUACAGCAGAGAACGACUAAUGCUAUUUCCAUAUCAUUUGGCUGAUAUGAUUGUGAAGGGCCUUCGCAUAACACCAUUCAAUUAUUAUAUUUCUGUUGUUGAGAAACUCAUUCAAUCAGAAAAGAGUUAUGACACCUUACCUAACUUCACAGCUGCAGAUUGUUUGAGAUUAUUAGGUAUAGGACGCAACGAAUAUAUAGAUCUAAUCAACCAGUCUCGGUCGAAUAGAAGUCGUUUGUUUGGUAAGACGAAUGUAAGAAACCUUCUUCCUAGAGUGCCAUGCAACAUUCACAUAGACCCUUGGUGGAGGGUUGAGAUAGGACUUGUAUUAGAAGAAGAUAUCAAGAUGGUAAACGAUGAGGAAUUGGCUGUUAUUGAUAGACUUAUUGAUCUCGGAUCACAAUCCGCAGGCGAAUUGGAUUUUAGUAUCGUGACGAGUUUAUACAAGAAGGGCCUAAUAUACUUAGAUGUUCCAAUCACAGGAGCAGAUUCUGUUCAAGUACCUCCUUUACAAGGUUUUGUUAUGAAUAGAGUGACAGGAGACUAUUUCGAAACACUAUUGUACAAAAUAUUUGUAUCCAUCGAUGAACACAUAACAAUAGGUGAGCUGGCUAAUAGUGUGUUGGAAGUGGAUAUGGAAUUGGUGAAAGAAGCAGUCUCCCUAUACUGCAGGCUACAGUUCGCUAAAAAGUUAAACCCGGAGACAGACAUCAAAGCGAAUAAGAGACACCCAAGUUGGAACAGUAUACCUACAGAUUCUAACACCAAACAGGCAGCUAUAACACCGUUAACUUUGAAUUUUGACUCGAAGUCUUCAAGCUUCAGUUUGUCUGAAGAAAUUUUAUCUCCAGAACGUGAGCUUCCAGCUAGUCCGGCUACAAACACAUUGGACAGAAAGGGUCAGAGAAUCGCUUUCCUAUUCGAUUCUGCCCUAACAGCUUUCCUCAUGAUGGGAAAUUUAUCUCAGGGUCUCAAAAAACAUGCGGUCACCAUGUUCGAGGUUGGGAAAUUGUGCGAUGAGAGCUUAGACAGUUUCUUGGCAGAGUUGGAGAAAGUUUCAGCGCUUGAUGCUGAAGGUGAAGGUGAAGCAAGGAGGUUUUUCGACCAUGCAGUAAUUUUAAGAUCGACCAUCUUGGCCUUACGAAAACUACCUAGCUGUGGGCUGGAUCUUGUUAGGUUAGAAAGCUUACAGGCCUUGGAUGAGGCUACUUGUUUGAGGCUCUUGCAGAAAAAAUACAAGCUUUUGGUAUCUAUGGCUCCGUUGAACAGAGAAGUAAGACCAGUAUUCAGUUUAUCUCCACCCCAUUUGGGACCUACAGUGCCAGAAGUUAAUUCUCUGUGGUUCAAACUGUUCAUCUAUCACAUGACUGGAUAUGGACCACCUUCACUUCUUUUGGUUAAAGGGUCUACCAUCAAGCAGCUCCCUCGCAUGUUCCUGGGUUAUUCCAAACUGCUAGUAACAACAUGGCUGCAUGAGCCUGCCAUAAUACCCAUUUCGAAUGUGAUGCAUGUUAAUGCGGCUCUUCAAUUCGCUCCAGUAUUGAUACAAGCGUACGGGGUUCACCAGGUGGCUUUGACUAAAGUUAUACCUUUUCCCUUCAGACCAGACACACCCAUAAAGGGAAGCUGUGAAGUGAACACCGAUUAUCAAUACAGGAAACAUCCUGCCUCUAGAAUUCUCAACGAAAUCAUCGAUAUCGAACGCAAUUGUGGAUUUUUAACGUUUGUUAAUAUUGGGGUGUUGGAUUUUGGGUGUCCAAACAGGGAACCAACUGUUAGACUGGUUAAUGAUACAAAGAAGAGCAUAGUUGGUCUUUCAAAGAUCGAACGAGUGAAAUCCCCUUCUAACCCAGAAGAACACCCCACAUCCAUUUCUAACGAGAAUUUCAGUUUAACUGGCAAAAAGCACAAUUCAAGUUCAGUGGAGUCGUCUAGUAUCAAGGAAAAAGACGAACUCAAAAAAUCUAAAGUUCAAAUCGAAGAUGAUGCGCAUUGCAACAGUGCUUCAGAAAAAGAAUCAACAUCUCCUAAAAACGGUUUUAUCAGUGAAGAAAAUUCUAGGCUGCUUCAAGAAGAGCUGGAAAAUUUGGAUAAGGAAGAAAAUGUACUCGACCAGGUACUUGAAUUGAGAUUGAGCACUACAUUCUCUAUGGAAGGGUUGGUUACACCUUCCGAAGAGCAUGUGAGUAUGUUUUCGAGGGAGAGCAAUUCUAAGGAGGAUAUUGCGGAGGAAGAGAAAGAAGAAGAAAACAGAGGAGAGGUGUGGACAAUUUUGGACUGCCACUUUGGUGUGCCACUUUUCGACGCGAAUGCCAAUACCAAAAUUUGCGAUACAAUUGUGUUUGGUGGUCUAGCUGAGUCAUCUAGUUUGGCAAAUCUGGUGGAGUCUAGUAGGAAGUUGGGUUCUAUGCUUCUUGAUUUCAUUUCUCAGUGUCAGUAUUAUCCCGGUGAAAAUAUGGAGAUUAUGAAAAGGGGUAGGUUGGUACCCCAACCUAGGUAUAACCUAGCUUUCGAUAAUGGAAAAGUAUCGGAGUGGUCUGGAAAAUGAUAAAGUAAAAAUUUUCAGAACUUUUAGUGGUCUACACCAAUAUUCAGGUAUGCUUCUUAAAAAUACGAAGUGCUAAAACGAAGACUUGGAGGUAACGUUUGUGUCAUAAGUUUAAAACAUAUUUUUACAUGAAACGGAAAGGACUGAUUUUUGUCAGAUGAAUAAAUUUUUUUAAGUUAUUUCUACUAAUUUAAGAGAGGAAAGAGUUUUAUUUCUUGGAUAUUUAUUUGAAAGAAGUAUUAUUUUAUUUCAACACUUAAAUUUAUCUUGAAAAUCUCUGAACCUCGGAGACUUAAUUAUACAGUAAUAAACACUUGAAUUU